AUGAAGCAAAUCAAACAACUCCACGCGCGCGGUCUCAGAAACGGCGUAGACGAAACCAAAAAUCUCUUACAACGAUUGCUUCAGAUUCCAAAACUUGCUUACGCCAGGAAACUCUUCGAUCAUCACCGAAACCCUUGUAUCUUCCUCUACAACAAGCUAAUCCAAGCUUACUCUGUUCAUAGCCAGCCUCAUGAAUCCAUCCUCCUGUUCAAUCUCCUCUCCUCCGAUGGCCUCCGGCCAAAUCACCACACUUUCAAUUUCAUUUUCGCGGCUUCUGCUUCGAUCGCGUCGCUUCGACCUCUACGGAUGCUCCAUUCGCAGUUUUUAAGAUCUGGGUUUGAGUCUGAUUCCUUCUGCUGCACAGCUCUAGUCACUUCCUACGCGAAGCUAGGAGCAUUGUGCUGUGCGCGCAAGGUGUUCGACGAAAUGCCUAACCGAGACGUACCCGUGUGGAAUGCAAUGAUCACGUGUUACAAAAGACAAGGCGAUAUGAAGUCGGCGAUUGAGUUGUUUGAUUCAAUGCCUUCUAAGAACGUGAUCUCGUGGACCACUGUUAUCUCUGGGUUUUCUCAGAACGGGAAUUACUCUGAGGCUUUGACGGUGUUUUUGCGUAUGGAGGAUGACAAAUCCGUGAAACCGAACCAUAUAACUGUAACAAGUGUUCUCCCAGCUUGUGCGAAUCUCGGGGCUUUGGAGAUUGGCCGAAGAUUAGAAGUCUAUGCUAGAGAGAACGGGUUCUUUGGUAAUAUCUACGUGAGUAAUGCUACUCUGGAGAUGUACUCAAAAUGUGGAAUGAUUGAUGUAGCCAAACGGAUUUUCGAUGAAAUUGGAAACCAGAGAAAUUUGUGCUCAUGGAACUCUAUGAUCAGUAGCCUAGCUACUCACGGGAAACAUGAAGAAGCUCUUGAGCUUUAUGCCCAAAUGUUGAGAGAAGGAGAAAAACCUGAUGCGGUGACAUUUGUUGGGUUGUUGCUAGCUUGUGUUCAUGGUGGGAUGGUGAAGAAGGGAAAAGAAUUGUUCAAGUCCAUGGAGGAAGUUCACAAGAUUUCCCCAAAGCUAGAGCACUACGGAUGCAUGAUCGAUCUCUUGGGGCGUGUUGGGAAGCUGCAAGAAGCCUAUGAUCUCAUCAAAACAAUGCCGAUGAAGCCAGAUGCUGUCGUUUGGGGAACUCUUUUGGGUGCUUGUAGUUUCCAUGGCAAUGUCGAGAUAGCGGAGAUCGCAUGCGAGGCACUGUUCAAACUCGAACCUUCAAAUCCAGGGAACUGUGUGAUCAUGUCGAAUAUCUACGCCGCGAAUGAGAUGUGGGAUGGGGUUUUGAGGAUGAGGAAGAUGAUGAAGAAGGAAACGAUGACAAAGGCUGCUGGAUAUAGUUAUCUUGUUGAAGAAGGAGUCGAAGCUCAUAAAUUUACCGUGGAAGAUAAAUCACACCCAAGAUCUUAUGAGAUCUAUCAGGCUCUUGACAAAAUUUUCCAGAUAAUGAAACCGGAGAAGAGUCACAUUGACUCUAUACUCCAACAUAAACAACUUUGCAUAUUGGAUUAG
Molecule: messenger RNA, 1542 nt
Organism: Microthlaspi erraticum
Lineage: Eukaryota; Viridiplantae; Streptophyta; Magnoliopsida; Brassicales; Brassicaceae
Source: the annotation of a GenBank genome assembly